CGUGUGCAGCGCCGAGCACCGCCCCGCGUCCUCACCCGGUAAAUAGCGGGCGGGCGGCCCGGGCCGGUAGUGCCGCCGCUCCAGCCCAGCCCGGUAGAGUCCAGCCCAGCCCAGCCCGCUCCCGCCGCCAUGGACCCCCAGGACUGCACGUGUGCCGCCGGUGACUCCUGCUCCUGCGCCGGGUCCUGCAAGUGCAAGAACUGCCGCUGCCGGAGCUGCCGCAAGAGCUGCUGCUCCUGCUGCCCCGCGACCUGCAGCAACUGCGCCAAGGGCUGCGUGUGCAAGGAGCCGGCCAGCAGCAAGUGCAGCUGCUGCCACUGAGCCGCUUGCUUCUGCCUGUAAAUAGCCGGCACGCCUCGGGGAUGGGGGGGUGGGAGGGGCUCCAAAAAGCUUAUUUUUUAAUCUUUUGUAUCUUCUGUACCAGUGGUGAAACUGGUUGAAAAUAAAGGAGUUGGACUGGA
This is a messenger RNA of Falco peregrinus (peregrine falcon), 461 nucleotides long. RefSeq names its product metallothionein-2. Bases 130 to 321 code for a protein of 63 amino acids. Gene Ontology annotation, molecular function: metal ion binding. The record is from RefSeq and is a predicted model, not a curated record. NCBI's taxonomy places the organism in Eukaryota, Metazoa, Chordata, Aves, Falconiformes, Falconidae. The transcript is spliced from 3 exons.